AUGGCAGAUCUGGAGGUCAAGCGAUGCCAGGGGUGCAAAAAAAAACUCCCCUUAGAAGAGUUCCACCAGAGCCACUCAAAGUGCAAGUUCUGCUUCAAUGCUUUCAGAAGCAUAAAGGGGAUGGCGAACAGGCAGGGGGAGGCUGAGUGGUUCAAGGGCCUCACUGAGGGCGAGCUGUGCGACCUUUUGAAGGCAUAUGGGAAGUCGCACGAUCAGGCUAUGCGGGAAAAGGCGAAGAUCAAGUUCUCGCUCACGAGCUACCGGGAGUCAGUGCAGGCCCAAGCUGGCACGCGGCUUGAAGGCCGCAAGCGGUUGAUGAGUGAAGGAGUCUACAUCCGCUUUGCGCAGACAGAGGAGGGCGGUGACCUCACAAAGUAUCAGGCUGAGAAGAAGUGGAAUGAGAUGCUGAAGGACCCGUCGGUCUUUAAGGUGGAGGAGGAUGAUAAGCCAAAGUGCGCUGUGCUGGUGCACCAAGACCUGGUGGACUACGAAGAUCUUUCCCGCACAUGUCAGAUGAACCGUGAGCAGAAGCUGGCCAGGAUGAGCGAGGAGCAGUUCAAUGCCAAGGCAGCAGAGAGCCUAGUCUUGACUGGCCGGGAGUCCAACAAGCGCAUGGCGUCAGCUGUAGAGGCAAAUGCAAGUGCUGUGUUUAGCGGAUGCAGCGACGAUCGCCCCAGCUUCAUGCUUGACAAUGUGCGAGACUUGGCCAAGAAGCCACGGCGGGCUGAGACAGAGGAGGCAGGUACUGGUGAGGAGAGCGAUGCUGAGAAAAAGAGGGAGAAAAGCACUGGUUGGUUUGACACAGCUCAGCAGAGCGCCAAGGCCAGCCGGAUGUUUGAUGAGACGGUGCAGAAGUACCAGGGCAAGAUACAGGCGCAACUUAGUGCCAUGAAAGUGCAGAUCGACCUGAGCCGUGGCUGCGGCGGGGACAAGGUCAAGACAGAAAUCUUGAUAUGCUCCAGCCGCAUGGAGUGCCUUGAGCAGAUAAGUCAGGGAUCGCCAGCGUCUUUCACGCAGUAUUGCUUGGGGAUCAGGCAGAAGGCAAAGGAUUGCUGCAGCGUCAACUCACAUGGCUCAGCGUCGGAGGUGGCAGUCGGCGUGCUUGGCAGCCCAUGCAACAACCAUGAGUCCUUGCACACCAUGGCGCAGUUCAAGGACAUGAACAGCCUCUUUGCCAAAGUGGCGACCGCAGAUGAGCUCGCAUCGAAUUGGAAGCGCGUCAAGACUGUCACCUGCCACUGGGAUGAGUUGCUGGCUUCAUGCAGGGUGUCUUUGCAGGAGCUGAAGAAAGCAGACAAGUCAGGCGCACCUAAGGCAGCGCCAAAGAAGAGGGGAGGAGGCAAGAAGCAGAAGGAUGUUGCUGCGCCCUAUCAGGUGUUUGAGAUUGCUGACAGCAUGGGCUCCUCCUGCGAGACCAUCCCGACUGGUGAGGAGCUGCCAGAGGGCCACCCUGCUAACCGCCCCUUUGUCUUCACCGGCCCCAGCUCUUUGUCUGAAGUGACAGGCCCCUCGCGUGAGGGCAUGUCAGAGGAGCAGAAGCAUGCAGCGGACUGCCUUCGCGAGUUCAAGAUCAGCUUUGGGAAGAGUGAUUUGCGGACGGUGGCUGGCAAGGCGCAGCUGCCAUGUGGCCAACAAUGUGAGCAGUAUGUCCGAUGUGAGCUGUUCAAGUUGGUGGCCAAGAGCAGUGGUGCCAACUUUGGCAGCGUGUGGCAGGCUGGAAAUGUCACUCGCGCAAAGUAUCCUGCGCUGAAGCAGCUGAUGGUGAGCUCCUGCUAUGGUGUCAUCAAUGGGCACCGCUCGGUCAGGUUUGAGUCAGGCGCCAUGGCAACUCUGCGCUUUGGCUGUCAGAGCCACCGGCGAGUUGUUUUGGUGUCUGCGCAGCUUGUUCUGGACUUUCUCCGGGAAGAGGCUGCAAGGAGUGAGGACGGCGGCGAUGGUGGCAGCAUCUCUCAUGCUUCUGCUGUGGCUUGGCUCACGCAUGCUGGCCAGGAGGCUUUGGAUGGGUUUACGAGCGCACACCCAGGGCAGAUUUGGUUCGGGGAUGUCAUGCAGAACCAGACACUGUAUGUGCCUGCAGGGACGGUCUUUGCAGAAGCCAUCGGUGCCAAUGGGGAUUGCCUGGGCUUCAAGACGCACAUCAUUCUUGAGAAAGAUGAGCAUGGUCACAGGGUCUUGCAGGCCAUGCAAAUGGAUUCCAAGGAUCAGGGGAAACGCUCGCCGCCGAUGGACGAGCUUCUCCUGUUCUUGGCUGAGCGAGAGGCCCAGGAGCCAAAGGAGAAGGGGCAGCAGCUGAUCCAUGAGGCGCCAAAGGUUCAGGAGCCUGAGCAAGCAGGCGAAGCUGUGGAGGAGGCCAAGCCGUCAGAGGAAAAGCCAGAGCUGGAGCAGGCCAAGGAGGCCAAACCGUCAGAGGAAAAGGCAGAGCUGGAGCAGGCAGAGCUGGCCAAGGAGGCCAAACUGUCAGAGGAAAAGCCAAAGGUGGGAGAGGCAGACAAGGCCAAGGAGGCCAAGCCGUCAGAGGAAAAGCCAAAGCCGGCAGAGGAAAGGCCAAAGCCGGCAGAGCUGGACAAGGAGGCCAAGGCGUCAGAGGAAAAGCCAAAGGCGGCAGAGCUGGAGCAGGCCAAGGAGGCCAAGCCGUCAGAGGAAAAGCCAAGGGGGGCAGAGUCAGAGGAAAAGCCAAAGCUGGCAGAGCUGGAGCAGGCCAAAGAGGCGCCGUCAGAGGAAAAGCCAAAGCCGGCAGAGCUGGAGCAGGCCAAGGAGGCCAAGCCGUCAGAGGAAAAGCCAAGGGCGGCAGAGCUGGAGCAGGCCAAGGAGGCCAAGCCAUCAGAGGAAAAGCCAAAGCUGGCAGAGCUGGAGCAGGCCAAGGAGGCGCCGUCAGAGGAAAAGCCAAAGCCGGCAGAGCUGGAGCAGGCCAAGGAGGCGCCGUCAGAGGAAAAGCCAAAGCCGGCAGCCAAGGCCAAGGAGGCCAAGCUGUCAGAGGAAAAGCAAAAGCCGGCAGAACUGCAGCAGGCAGCCAAGGCCAAGGAGGCCAAGCUGUCAGAGGAAAAGCCAAAGCCGGCAGAGCUGCAGCAGGCAGCCAACAAGGAGGCCAAGCUGUCAGAGGCCAAGGAGGCCAAACCGUCAGAGGAAAAGGCAAAGCGGGCAGAGCCGGCAGCCAAGCCCAAGGCUUUGCCAAAGCAGGCAGCGCCAAAGGCGAAAAAGCUUUGA
This is a messenger RNA of Effrenium voratum, 3204 nucleotides long. NCBI's taxonomy places the organism in Eukaryota, Dinophyceae, Suessiales, Symbiodiniaceae. The record is from the annotation of a GenBank genome assembly.